Molecule: messenger RNA, 2102 nt
Organism: Ornithodoros turicata
Lineage: Eukaryota; Metazoa; Arthropoda; Arachnida; Ixodida; Argasidae
Product: kelch-like protein 10
Exons: 10
Coding region: 134-1903 (589 amino acids)
Molecular function (GO): protein binding
Source: RefSeq, a predicted model, not a curated record
UCCCAAGUCUAACCAGUACUGUGUACUAGCAGCACCAAACCAAGAGUCCGCUGAAUGUAGCCGAAGAAAGAUGAAGCUGUUGCGCGUGCUCCAGCACUGCCGUCAAAGCCGAUUCUGAAAGCGAACCCCGGCCAUGAGUCGCCUCCGGCCGACAACGCCCAGGACCUCGAGGGCCCACGUCGUGAUACUCGAGAACCUGGUCGGCUCCAUGGACGCCGGCGACAGCGAGCAUCCCGGAGUCGUCAUCAACCGCUUCCGACUCGCGGGCCACCUGUGCGAUGCCACCCUGCGCACUACCGACGGAGGUGUCUUUCUAGUGCACAGACUCAUGAUGUGCACCCUCAGUCCGUUCUUCGCCGUUCUCUACACCAGUUCUCUCGCGCGGGGAACGGACGUCCUCCUGCACGGUGUUUCAGCUCAUGUGCUCGACAAGUUGAUUGAAUUUUGUUACACCCAUAAGGUCGAGAUCAAUGACAAUAACGUAGAAGAGCUCCUGGUAGCGGCAGACAUGUUCCUUGUGGAAGACUUGAUGCAGAUGUGCUGCGCCCAUCUGGAGGAGCAACUGACCAUCUCAAAUUGCCUGGGCCUACUCUUGCAUGCAGAGUGGUUUUAUUACCCAUCCCACAAGGAAAAAAUCAUGCAGUUCGUCUGCGAACACUUUAUAGAGGUAAUAUUCCAAAGCGAGGAGUUGAUGUACAUGUCCUACGAGUUCUUGUAUUCUUUGCUGUCCUCCGACUACUUGAAUGUGGUUGAUGAGUCAACUGUACUGAUGGCCAUCAUCAAGUGGGUAGAGUUCAACACGGAAGACCGCGUGCGCUUUGCUCCACAUUUAUUCCUCUGCGUCCGCAUUGGCCUCUGCAACCCAGAACCAGUGGAAAAAGUGGUGUCGUUGCAUCCUUGGAUGGCCCAGUUUGAAGACUGCCGAAACGCCCUUCUCCGGCUGACAGAAUCCCAGCCCUGGCGGUGGAGGCCCCGCGCUCCAAAUGAAGUCAUCUUCACAGUAGGCGGAUGGGCCGAAACACGCGCCACCAGUGUUAUGGAGAUCUACGACAACAGGGCCGACAGGUGGCACAUCUGCGUCGACGACGACAUUGCACCAAGGGCUUAUCAUGGCUUGGUGGUUCUCAAGGGCCUCGUCUACAUGAUCGGUGGAUUCGACGGGGAACUCUGUUUCAACACGGUUCAGUGCUACGAUCCUCAGAAGCAUGUCUGGGAAGAACGCUCCUGUAUGAACAUGCCCAGGUGCUACGUUAGCGCUGCGGCUGUUGGAGGGUACAUCUACGCUGCAGGAGGCUUUACCGGGCAGACGAGGACCAAUUCUGUGGAGAAGUACCACCCGCUGAUGAACCAGUGGUACGCUGUCACCGCAAUGCACAAGAGACGCAGUGAUGCCUGCGCCUGUGGGUUCAAUGGAAAGCUGUACGUCGCCGGCGGCUUCACGGGAACCCGGGUGCUCAACAGCGUGGAAAUGUACGAUCCAACCAUAGAUACCUGGGUCUACAUCGAACCCAUGCUGUCCUCUCGAAGCGGCUUCCGCCUCUUACAGUUCGCCGACACCAUUUAUGCCAUCGGCGGUUUCGAUGGUGCGCUGCGCCUCUGCACAGUGGAGCGCUACAACCGACUGAUGAACCAGUGGGAGAGAGCGGGUUGUAUGAGGCUGGGGCGCAGUAACUUUGCUGCAGCUGUGCUCGAAGGAUCAAUUUACGUCAUGGGUGGCUUCAAUGGCACGACGACGAUAUCGGACGUGGAACGUUUGGAUAACGAAACCCUGACGUGGAUUCCAUCAACUCCUCUCGGCAUCUCCAGGAGUGCCUUCAGUGCUUGUGUCCUCAAGAACUCUGCCACCUGUAACCGAUUCGCCUACUGCCGGAUUCUCGAGAAGCUGGAGAGCAUCAGCAACUGAGGCGGACACGAGUAACCUGUUUCGGGACCAUUCUCUUGUCGCCUUUAGUAGAACGACCAGGAGUUGACUGACGGUGCAUACCUUGAAACCUUGUUCCUGUCCACACCACUCGCCGAACAGGAUAACGUGAUAAAAAUAAAAGCUAUGAGCGAGAAGGAAACGGGAGUGCCCGUCACUCUUAACCUUUUGCGCUUAAGUA